Messenger RNA from Penicillium alfredii, 1272 nucleotides. RefSeq lists its product as uncharacterized. Lineage: Eukaryota; Fungi; Ascomycota; Eurotiomycetes; Eurotiales; Aspergillaceae. The record is from RefSeq and is a predicted model, not a curated record. The transcript has a single exon. Bases 1 to 1272 code for a protein of 423 amino acids.
AUGAAGAGAAUCGCUUUAGCAGGUCGCCCGCGACCUCAAGGGCCGAUCUGUCAAUUUUGCCAAUUCUCUACGUCGUCGCGCCGCAGUCUUCCUUUGGCGCGCCUGCCAAUCUCUUCCGAGCGUCGAGUUGCGACCAGUAAACCAGGACUUCAGCUGUCGAAGCGAAGCGUCGAAGCACCGAUAUACCCUGCAUUCUUUUCUUUACGCCGAUUUGCCUCCCAAUCCAAUUCACCGGACCUGACAGCAGCCAUUCGGCAACUGGAGCAGGAAGCCUCUGACUUGCACAAUUCGAACGGGGUACCCUCCAACGAGGUGGUGGUGGCCCUCCUAGAAAAAUGCCAGGGGAUUGCCGAGUCUCUAGCCUCGCGAGUGAGAGAUCAACACGAGGGGUCUUCGACAGGAGAUGAAGGCACUGCGAUUUCAUCGCUACUGGAUCUGGAGGAGAAGAAAAACGCGACGACAACGGGGAAGUCAAACGAGGCCAAAUCACUACGAAAGCCCGAGGACCCUCGGGUGGCAGACUCAGUCUCGCGCAUUGCUCUCGACCUCUUGAAAGACGACAAGGUGUUCAUCUCGCCGGAGGCACUGACUUGCUACACCAAAACGCAAACCCUCCUGCGACGGGCCGAGCAUUUCCCGGAGAUAUUCUCCUUGUACGCGAACAAGCCGGUACCCGAAGAGAACAGCUCGCCGGUCAAGUUCCACAAGGCGAAUCCCAAGAGCGUCAACAGCGCCGUCCCUGCCGAGCUGGCCAACAUGGCUCUCGAUGUCGCCAUUGCACGCAAGAACCUCCCGCUGGUGCUGGCCAUCAUCGACAGCACCUUCUGUGCCCCGGCUUUCCACCGCGCCAAGAUCUUUAGAAAAGCCGGUGUCCCCCUGGCCGGUCUGGCGGCUGCCCCCGGUGCGUGCUACGUCCUGGCGACGUGGGCGUCGGCGUUCCAGAAUACCAUGGACCCCAGCACGGCGACGGGGAUUGCCUUUGCGGCUAUUUUGGCUUAUGUCGGCGGAACCUCGUCCAUGGGUCUCCUGGCCAUCACUACCGCCAAUGAUCAGAUGGAGCGGGUGGUUUGGAUUCCGGGCAUUCCUCUGCGGAAUCGCUGGCUGCGGGAGGAAGAGCGGGCUGCAAUGGACAAGGUGGCAGUUGCAUGGGGUUUCAAGGAUCCCUGGAUGAGAGGAGAGGAAGUUGGCGAGGAGUGGGAGAGUCUGCGCGAGUUUAUUGGCAUGCGCGGCAUGAUCUUGGACAAGACGGAUUUGAUGGAGGGCAUGGAGUGA